AUGAAUUCUUUAAAGUUUAAAGGCAAAAGAUAGGAUAGUACUCCUUGUGUGUAUAUGUAUAUAUAUAUAUGUUUGAUUCUUGUUCAGUAAAUCACACUCACCUCACAAACUGUUUCACUUCAUUUCUGUCUUGUUUGUGUUCUAUCAUUUGCCUGUGUGAGACUCAUAGCCAAGGCAAGCAAAAAAGAAACAAUAAUGCAGGCGAAGAAGCCAAAAGUGGUGAUAAUUGGAGCAGGAAUGGCUGGGCUGACAGCUGCAAACAAGCUGUACAGAGGUGCAGGGUCAAGGGGGGUGAUAGAGGUGUGUGUGGUGGAAGGAGGGAAGAGGAUUGGUGGGAGGAUUAACACCUCAGAGUUUGGGGGUGACAGGAUUGAGAUGGGUGCAACUUGGAUCCAUGGAAUUGGUGGGAGCCCAGUUCACAGAAUUGCUCAAGAAAUCAACUCCCUGGAGUCUGAGCAGCCAUGGGAGUGUAUGGAUGGUUUCUUGGAGGAACCAGUGACCAUGGCAGAAGGUGGAUAUCCCCUCAACUCAUCUCUUGUUUCCCCAAUCUCCAAUCUUUUCAAGAAACUCAUGGAUUUUGCUCAGGGGGGUUCUUGUUCUUCAAAUGGCUGCAGCAGCAGGGAUAGUGGUGGCACUGGAAGUCUCAGUGUGGGGUCUUUUCUUCGAAAGGGGCUCGACGAAUAUUGGGAAUCAAUGAAGGAGAGGGAGGAGGUGGAAGGGUUUGGUGGUUUUUGGUGUAGGAAAUCACUUGAGGAAGCCAUUUUUGCCAUGUUUGAGAACACUCAAAGGACUUAUACCUCAGCUGGAGAGCUGCAGACUCUUGACUAUGGUGCAGAAAGCGAAUACCGAAUGUUUCCAGGGGAGGAGAUCACCAUUGCCAAGGGGUAUUUGAGCAUAAUUGAGGCCUUGGCAUCUGUAUUGCCUCCUGGUUUGAUCCAAUUAGGCAGGAAAGUGGUAAGAAUUGAAUGGCAUUCAUUAUCUUCUUCUGCAGAAAAUGGGAAUAACAAUGGUGCCAUUAGGCCAGUGAAGCUGCAUUUUAUGGAUGGAUCAAUGAUGGAAGCUGAUCAUGUGAUCCUCACAGUCUCACUGGGGGUUUUGAAACAAGGAAUCAAACAAGAAUCUUGUCUGUUUGAUCCCCCACUCCCCAGUUUCAAGAAUGAAGCCAUUUCCAGGCUUGGUUUUGGUGUUGUCAACAAGCUGUUCUUGCAAAUUCACCCUUCCAUCAACCUCCCACACUUACAAAUGGUGUUCCACCAAGCAAAGCACCACCACUCAUCAAGAAUCCCAUGGUGGAUGAGGAGAACUGCUUCUUUAUGCCCAAUCUACACCAAAUCAAGCGUCGCUCUAUCGUGGUUCGCGGGGAAAGAAGCUCUAGAACUUGAGUCUCUAGAUGACCAACAAAUCAUUCAUGGAGUUUCAACCACAAUCUCCAACUUCUUACCCCAUCAAAUUUGCAAUGGGCACACACAGCCUGAGUUUGUCAAGGUUUUGAAGACACAAUGGGGCACUGACCCUCUCUUCUUGGGCUCAUAUAGCUAUGUGGCAGUUGGAUCAAGUGGAGAUGAUUUGGACACCAUGGCUGAGCCACUCCCAGUAAACAAAGGUACCCAUUAUCAUGGCAAUUCUAGUCCUUCAUCUUCAUCUUCCCCCCCUCUCCAAAUCCUAUUUGCAGGGGAAGCAACACACAGAACCCAUUACUCAACAACCCAUGGAGCUUACUUUAGUGGCCUCAGAGAAGCCAAUAGGCUCCUGCAACACUACCACUGUACUGAACUAUGAAGAACAAGAAGAAGAAGAAGAAGAAGAGCUUAGCUUGCUGUUAUUGUAUUAUUAUGACAAAAAUUAGGCUCAUUUUUUUAUUUUUGUGAUCAGUAUUAAUUAUUUUCUCUACAUUCAUCUUGUUAGCUCUCUCUCUCUUUCUCUGUGAGAGAGGAAAUGAAGGUGGGAUUAAAGCAGCUGUCUUGGAAAAACCAGGAAACAUCAUUAACCUUGAUGUCUUUACUUCCUUGGAGCCACAAAAAAGAAGAAGCUUCUUUGACAAUGCAAAAAACUGUGAUUUUUAGCUU
Ipomoea nil (Japanese morning glory) is the source of this 2066-nucleotide messenger RNA. RefSeq names its product probable polyamine oxidase 5. Gene Ontology annotation, molecular function: polyamine oxidase activity. NCBI's taxonomy places the organism in Eukaryota, Viridiplantae, Streptophyta, Magnoliopsida, Solanales, Convolvulaceae. The transcript is spliced from 2 exons. The coding region runs from base 196 to 1779 and encodes 527 amino acids. The record is from RefSeq and is a predicted model, not a curated record.